AUGUUUAUCUCAACAUACGCUUAUGGAACUAAUUACACAGUUGACUGCAUUAAUCUACAAAUAGGACAAUACAUAUGCCCACAUCCAAAUUCCGAUCUUAUCGAUCGGACUACUCAACAAAUUCGAGGAUGUUCAAAAGAAAAUAAAGCUAGAGUUCUUAUGCAUGUAUUACUGCGGAUCUUAAAGGAGCUUGUCUCUAUAACUGCGAAAGAUAUAACUACUGCGUGUCUAUUACUACAGAUGAAAUUCAAUGAUGAACAACUUCGGGAUCAUGUAAGAAAUGAAUAA
Messenger RNA from Cotesia congregata, 288 nucleotides. NCBI's taxonomy places the organism in Eukaryota, Metazoa, Arthropoda, Insecta, Hymenoptera, Braconidae. The record is from the annotation of a GenBank genome assembly.